Messenger RNA from Macrosteles quadrilineatus (aster leafhopper), 1512 nucleotides. Its product is annotated as apolipoprotein D-like. The transcript has a single exon. The record is from RefSeq and is a predicted model, not a curated record. NCBI's taxonomy places the organism in Eukaryota, Metazoa, Arthropoda, Insecta, Hemiptera, Cicadellidae. Bases 43 to 654 code for a protein of 203 amino acids.
AGCUGUUUGGCUAGCUGGUCAACACUAAGAUAUGCCAGCACAAUGUAUUCAGAGUGCCGAUCUAUUUUUCUCUUAUGCAGUUACUUCUCAACAUUUAUGUUUGCCUAUUCCCAAAAGCUACUCGCAAGGCAUUGUCCUCAAGUUGUACCAAUAUCUGAUUUCGACCGGGACAGGUACAUGGGCGUCUGGUAUCAACAAGCUCAGUUCAAGUCUUUCCUAAGAGAGGAAGUUAUGUGCAAACACGUCGUCUACAAACCUGUGGGAGAGAACGGGUUUCGCCUUGAGGCUCGAAUGUUGGCAAGAGUGCUAAACGGGCCAGUAUCGAUAUACGGUGUUGCCAAGCCUAUUAGACCCUCAAACGAUUUAACAGGUGAAUAUGUGGUGACUAUGUUUGGGGAAGCGACGAACAAAGAUAUUUCUUACAAUAUAUUGUUCACCGAUUAUGAUAGGAUAUCCAUUGUUUGGAGUUGUGACUCGUUUUACAAGCUAUGGAGCAAGCAGAACAUUCAAGUGUUGACGAGAGACAGAAAGAUGAACUCGACGACGUUGUUGGCCUCAACGCUAAAGACACUGCUACCUCAGCAGCUGGACCAUUAUCUUGAUCUGCUAAGUCCGAUAGAUCAGAGUGAGUGUGAGGAAAUUUUGCCUCAGUGAUUGAGCAUCUUUUUUAUACAAUUAAAAUAAUUUAACAUAUUUUGUGGAAAGUUAAGUCAAUAGAUUGAGUUACUUAAGCACGACUAUUAGUUCUAACUAUUGCUGAAAUCAUCUUGGUUAAACCUAGAUUGAGGAAUAGUAUAUUUCAUGAUUUGUACAAUACCGAAAGUGGCAUUUUCCAGAGCAAGCUCAAGUUUCAUGUGUGAGGCGCUGUAAAGCAAAUGACAGUAAUAAUUAGAGCAAGUGCUGGAAAAUAACUUUCGGUUCAAGCUAUGAACGAUACUAUUCAUCAAGACGCAAAAAUACUCAAAAAAUUACAGACCUCAGUAAAAUUAAAACUAUUAUACUUCCUAAUUAAUUUUAUUUUUUAUGAAAAUAAAAGCUGAAAGGUUGUAGUAAACCUGCAUAACCACGUGAAAAUUAAAAGUUUAAGUUCAUGCUUAUGUUUAUUGCACAGCAAAUCUAGCUAAUGAAUAUUUUUCUUUUCAUUUAUUUGUAUUGCUGAGCAAUAAAAACAGCUGAUUUCAAUAAUGAGAAUAAAUUGUAAAGUAAACACUAGCACACAUAGUGGGCAUGGAGGACUGAUUAAGAGCAAGGGGAAGUAAAUUUAGAGCAAGGAAAAUUUAUCAGCUGUUAUCGAAACUAGCUACUUUCAGUAUGGAAAGAUAAAAAAUUUUAAAAUACAAAAAAUGUGAAUUGUUAUUUGUUUUACCUAUGGCCGUUUUUUAGACUAGCUGUUUUGGUUCAGUUCUUAGAAUUGAAAGGAUUCACUUUUGUUUUCUCAAUUAACACUUUUAACAGCAUUGUUUUACUUAACAACAUGAGUGACGGACCAAUGAGGUUUAAGAAUUGAGAGGA